UCCAAUUGGACGCCGCCUGGUUGAUUGGUGGGGCUCAGCCCCCCGGUCACCAGCCCCUGCCUUACCAAGAAGCGGGUUCAGUGCGCAGGGAUCCUGUUUCACGCGGUGCAGUUUUUGCCUUGGGAAGCCAAAGUGUCCGGCGUGUGUGGUGCGUUCAUCCAUCAUGCGGCACAUGCUGCUGCUAGCCCUGCUGAGCCUUGGAAGGCAGCUCAGCCCAUGCUGGGGCUGUCAGCUGCCCUCAGACUGGAGACCCUUGAGUGAAAGCUGCAGGGCUGAGCUGGCAGAGAUCAUAGUGUACGCCAAGGUGCUGGCACUCCACCAGGAGAUGUACAGUAUGUAUAAUUACCUGCCCUGGCAAUAUGAAGCCAGCGAGGGGGGGCUCUUUUACUCGGCUGAGAUAGAGAUGCUGUGUGACCAGGCUUGGGGAAGCAUGCUGGAAGUCCCUGCAGGCUCCAGGCUUAACCUCACUGGACUGGGCUACUUCUCCUGCCACUCCCACACAGUCCUGCAGGAUUACUCUUACUUCUUCUUUCUCAGAAUGGAUGAGAAUUAUAACCUCCUUCCUCACGGAGUAAAUUUCCAGGAUGCAAUAUUUCCAGAUACACAGGAGAACAGAAGGAUGUUUUCCAGUCUCUUCCAGUUUUCCAAUUGCUCUCAGGCGCAACAUGUCAUAACUUUCUCCAGUGACUGGGAGAUUCAAGAGGACAACAGGCUCAUGUGUUCUUCGGUCCAGAAAGCCCUAUUUGAGGAAGAGGAUCAAGUGAAGAAACUGCAGCAGAAGGUGGCAACCUUGGAGAAACGCAACAAGCAGCUCCGAGACCGGGUGAAGAAAGUCAAGAGGUCCCUCCGGCAAGCCAGAAAGAACAACAGGCACAUGGAGCAGAUAAACCGAAAGCUCAGUGAGAAGCUCUCCUCUGCAGGAGGCCAAAUCCCACAUAUUAACUCUUUAAAGCAAGAGAACUCUCAUGCUACCUACCUUAAAGUAUAAUGCAAGGUUUAGGGCACAAGCCAAUGAUAUUGGUGACUUAGGGCCUGAUCUCAUGCUCCUUACACAGCCAAAUACUCCAGUGGGAGUUUUGCCUGCAUUAGAGUGCAGGAUCUGGUCCUCACACCUUGUCUACACUGGCAUUUGAACCAUGUAUGAAAAACAAAUUGGAACUCUGUUUAUAUACAGUACUAGAUAAGCAGGAUCCACACUAGAUUUGGCUGGACACUGUAGACUGGACCAAGCUGUCUGAAGAGUGCGUCCAAAGAGUCUGUUUGAGCCUUACGGGGAUUGCAGCAUCAAUACACUUUGGCUCCAUUUUCACUGCCCAGUCUAGCAAUAUUUGAAACCAGGUUACCUGGACCUGUGUCUAGGAUUGGAUCCAGCUCUCAGUCAAUGGGCAUCUUUGCACUGACUUCCAAUGGGAGCUGAAUCAGGACCAUAAAAAAAGAUUUCAGAUCCAGUUUUCAAGCAGGCUUCAAUUUUCAGGGUAGACAAGGUCUCCUGUCUUGUAAUCACUGUUUUAAGACAUGGAGGUUGCUGGGCAACCUCAUUUACCUAGGUUUAGAUACUAUAGAGAUCACAUCAAUAUCAACAGGGCAUUAAGGUAGUUUAUAUGUGUAUAUAUUUUAAAAUCCUAUAGAAAAUAUUUUUAUUACACAUUUGAUAUAGUCUAAUUUCUUAAAGUACGAAAUAAAUCCUGUUUCUUGGAGGCAGUCAUCCCUUAAAAUAUAUUUCCCAACAUUCCUCCUUAGGCACUGCCAAAAGAGAUUAGAAACUGAAUUAUUAAAAUGGCUUAAGUUAAGGCAGCAAUCUCAUUGGUUGACAAGGAUGCCAACCUUGUGUAUAUACACAUCAGUUCAUGGCUUGGAAUUGGUUAGCCAAAUCACCGCUCUUGAUAUCAAUACGCCAUGGAAGAGUAAUGAAAAUAAAUAAAUAAAGGAAGGCGUUCGGUGUAUUUCCCCUUUUU
Messenger RNA from Terrapene triunguis (Three-toed box turtle), 1955 nucleotides. It is a transcript of the gene CCDC3, whose product is annotated as coiled-coil domain containing 3. Gene Ontology annotation, biological process: negative regulation of gene expression. Gene Ontology annotation, cellular component: extracellular region. Bases 164 to 988 code for a protein of 274 amino acids. The record is from RefSeq and is a predicted model, not a curated record. The transcript has 3 exons. Lineage: Eukaryota; Metazoa; Chordata; Testudines; Emydidae.